Molecule: messenger RNA, 5463 nt
Organism: Effrenium voratum
Lineage: Eukaryota; Dinophyceae; Suessiales; Symbiodiniaceae
Source: the annotation of a GenBank genome assembly
AUGGUCCGGCUGCUUUCAUACACGCUCUGGUGCCUCUUGGCCCCAGUGCCGAUCAGAUCCUUGGCGCUACCGCUGGAGAAGUCGGGAGCCUCCCUGCGGCCAGACGAUGCGCGGGAGGCCCUCUUGCAGAAGCCGAAGGGUGACCCGCGGGAGUACCAGCAUGCAGUGCUGGAGAACGGCCUGCGGGUGGUGAAUAUUUGGGACCCCAACACCACCCAGGCGGCGGUGUCUGUGGCCGUGACGGUGGGCUCGUUCUCAGAUCCAGAGGGCUUCGAUGGCCUGGCACACCUCACGGAGCACGCCAUGUUCCUGGGCUCCGAGAACUACCCCCAGCAGUCAGGCUUCGACAUCUGGCUGGCGCAGCACGGAGGCAGCAGCAACGCCUACACCGCCGAGGAGCAAACCGUCUACUACGUCUCUACCAGUGAGAAGGCCUUCGAGCAGUGCCUGCGGCGCUUCGCGGACGUGUUCCGGGCGCCGCUCUUCAACGCCUCCUGGAUCUGGGACGAGGUGAGGGCAGUGGACAGCGAGCACAACAAAAACCGCAAGAGCCAAGAGUGGCAGGUGCACCAGUUGAUCAACUUCAUGGCAGCUGAUGGAAGCCAGAUGGGUCGAUUCCACACUGGAAAUGAGCACACGCUGCGUCGCACCAACAAGGAGAAGCUGGCCUCCAAGAUCCAGGGCUUCUUCUCAGAGAACUACUGCCCUCCCAGGCGCGAUGGCCUUUUUGGCAAUCGCGAGCUUCCAGACAGCUACGGGGAGGUCACGCAUUUGCCGUUGCUUAGUCAAAAAGAGAGCCCCGCGCCGCUGCCCCAUGCCGCCAUGAAGGAGACGGGCGAGAACUUGAGCAGCGAGGCCAGCCGGGACUCAGAUAGCAGCGAUUCAUCGCUGGAUGAGGAGUGCAAGUCCGAAGGCAGCUCAGGCUUUCUGGUAGAGCGAACGCGUCUUUGGCGGCGAGAGGUGGUGGACCGUAACAUCACAUUCGGUGCCGCAAUCAUUCUCAUCGAAAAUGUGGUGCUCUCCUUCCAAACUGUAAUCAUGAUCGUUCAGAGGCAGCACUGGGCCAUGUGGGCACCGUACCUUCUGACCUAUGCUGUCGAGUGGCCUGCCCUGACGUUCAUCAUCAAGUAUCCAAAGCCAUUGUUGUACCUGGCUAUCCUUGGAUUUGAUGCGAUUAUAUCAUUGAUUGCUGCUGACCCCAUGACCAUCUCCAAUGAGCCAUUGGACAUGUCAGGUUAUCAAGUCCUCUACUUUGACAUGAUUUAUGUGCUAAUGUCAGUCAUGUACCACCCGAGUUCGCUGACGCUUACAAUCUUUACCUUGGGCAGGACUCUGAUUUUCUGUGUCUACUACAGCAUUGUGCUCCUUGGUUGUGGCCAACACCUUGGUGAGGGGUUGAUGCGGAAGCUGGCGCUGGACCUGGCAGUAGGAUCCCUGGCCUUGCUGGUGGUCAACAUGAUUGCCAUCGCGCAAAAACGGCAUUUGGGGAAACUCCAGAGGACCCAAACGCAGGUGGAACUCAAGCGCCGCUACGUCUGCUCCAAGAUGUUCAAUGUCUUUAACUUCAUGGUGCCCCCCUUCCUGGUGAAGCGGAUCCUCCGCUACCCCGGCAUGGUCGUGGCGCAGCGUGUGGAGCGUGCCUCCAUCCUCUUCAUCAUGUUGCUGGACUUCGAGAAGCACUCGAAGACGAUGAGCCCAUCCAAGCUCUUUCACUUUCUGAAUGAAGCCUUCACUCACAUCGAUGUGAUAUGUGCCGCACACGGCGUCACAAAGAUUGAAACAGUGGGUGAAGAGUAUGUGUGCGGCGUUGGAGUGUCACCAUGCGACGUGGAUGAGGACAACUUGGAGGGCCACCAGCACUGCCUGGGGCGUCUGUUGGCGGUGGCGCUCGAGCUGCAGCGCAUCCCCAGGUCUGCCGAGGACAAUCUCGUGAAGAUGGGCAUCCACACUGGCCCAGUGGUGGCCGGGGUGGUUGGCAAAAGGCUGCCGCGCUUCCGCCUCUUCGGGGACACCAUGAACAUGGCAGCCCGAAUGAUGCAGAAGAGCCUGCCGGGCGAGGUUCAGUUUGGUGAGGAGACGAUGAAAUAUUUGCCCAGCUGGGCGGAGGUGAAGAGACGAGGCUACGUUGAGAUGAAGGGCAAAGGCAACGUCAUGACAUAUCUUUUGCGCGGGGAGCUCCCAGAGGAGCUUGCAGGGCUGGAGGGCGCCCGCUCUGGCGGCGAAUACCUGAGCAUUCCCACAGGCAUCCUAGACGGCCGGUCCAGCCCUCCCGAGAACAGGACACCAGAACGCGCCUACAGUUUGGGAUGCAGUACGGCUUCCCCGGAGAGGUCGCGCCAGCGCGCCGCCACAGAAUAUGCGCCCCCCUCGCCGGAGAGGCGAUUGGACCUUCGGCCCAAGACGGAGCCCCAGGGUAGCACAAUCAGCCCGCAGGCGAGGUCCAAUGACCGGAAGCGCAGCGCCACCCCGCAUCGAUUGGCAGGCCUCAUGAAGGAGCUGCUGGGCAUGAAUGACCAGAUGGAGUCCGAUUACGAUGGAGAGGACAUCUUGGACGUGGCCCGCGAGGUGACCAAGCAGCAGAGCAGCCAGAUCAUGACGUUGUGGGGGACGAGCAGCAGCAUCCGAGCUUUCCUGCGUAGACUUGUCGACAUGAAGAGGUGGGCGCGGCCCAGAAGUUUUCCAGACAGCGAGGACGAGGACUUCCAGCACUGGUUUCAUCUCAACUACACCUGCCACAGAAUCGUCAAGGAGUUUCGGAAGCAGGCGCUCUCUUCCUUGUUGGUGACCCUCGGAGCUUCUGUCUACGUCAUCUUCAAAAAGGAUGGUUAUGAGAGCAAGGAGCACUUCUGGAUUGCGUUGGACGACAUCAAGUGGUUCCUCCUGUGCCGCCUGUUCAUCUGGAUUUUGAUCCUGAGCUUUUGGUAUGCUGCGGAGACUGCCUAUCUCAUGAGAAUGGAAGCCUGCCGUGCGCAGGCGCUGCUCUCCACGGUGAAGCACGCGCUGGGCAUCCUCAUUUGCAUCUCUUAUGGUGCUUUGCUAAAGCACAUCGACCACAGAGUCAUCUCCAACUGGAGCUGUCUACGCUUUUCCAUCAUUGGGAUCUCGAACAACAUCCUGCCGCUGGCUUUGUUCACCGAGUUCUGCUAUUGGAUGACAAAGGCGCAGACCCUGUUCUUGCCUGGGGUGCUGGGCGUGAUCAUCACGGUCGUGGUGCUGAUUGCUUUGGCCUACAAAGAAGUCUUUUACACUGGCGGUCUGUUGACUUACCUCAACGUCAUCAGCCUGUUCAAUGCCUUUCGCAUCUACUCGAUGGAGUAUGUCCUGCGACAAAGGUUCAUUGCCAUGCGGCGCGUGGAGGUUAUGCAAGAACGGAUUGAGGGGAUUUUGAGCACCUUGAUGCCGCCGCUGGUCAUCGAGGAGAUUAAGCAAUUUGCGCACUUCGUCUCGCACCACUACUCUUCUGCCACCAUCGCGCAGUCGGACUUGGUGGGCUUCACGGCCCUGGCGAGCUCCAGGGAGCCGGAGGAGGUGGUGAAAUUUAUCAGCGAGCUCUUCGACAAGUUCGACGACCUCGCCGAUCAGUACCAUAUCUACAAAGUUGAGACGGUGGGUGAUGCAUAUAUUGCGGGCCAGGCGGAUUUUCCUCUGACGAAGUACAACCAGCCCCUGCUGGUUGUGCUCUUCGGCUUGCAGAUGACCAUGGCUGCCAGGAGCUGGUCAGCUCACAGAGGGGAAAGCAUCAGCUGCCGUGUGGGCGUCCACACUGGCGAAUGUGUCGGUGGAAUGGUCGGCACCUCCAUGCAGCGCUACCACCUUUUUGGUGACCUCAUGCGGGGGCUGGAGAUUCUGGAGUCCACCGCCCCGAGCGGCCAGGUCCAAGUCAGCAGGGCCUGCAAGCUGGCCGUGGAGACCCAAAUUCAGCAGCACCCACAAGAGGUGGCCGACGUCAUGCAGCACGUGGUCUUCCAAUGCCGUGGCGAACCUGUGCUGACCACGUCCAAGGGUGAGCACCACGACUACAGCGAGGACGUGUCGAACAGAGGCCCGGAAGCGUUUCCGCAGCGGUCCUUGCAGAAGAUGUUGCGAAUGCAGGGCAUGUCCACCAUGCCGGAGCUGCAUUUGGUCUUCCCCAUGGCCAACCUGCAGCCCUGGGCCAGGAACAAUCCCACGGUCUACCUUCAGCACGUCUUGGCAUAUGGCGGGGACAAUUCCUUGUUGCUGGCGCUGCGGGACAGGCUGGGUGUGGCAUCCUCAGUCUCUGUGUCUGCAGAGGACGCGAGCGCCGGCUCGAAGGUCACCGUGUCGAUGUCGCUGCUGCCCGAGGGGGUGGAGAAGCUGCCGGUGGUGCUGGACGCUUUCUUUGCCUUCCUGAACCGUGCGAGGAACAGUACCCUGGCGCAGAAGUCGGAAGUGCUCCGCUCGCUGGCCGAGACGGCGCAGCUGGGUUAUGACUGGGCUGCCUUGGAGGAUGCGACUCAUGCGGUCUACUAUAUGGCAGACGACAUGACAAAGUUUGGCCCGUCCGAGUUGAUGGUUGCUGGCAGCCUCAUUCUUGAGCAAGAUGUCCAGAAGGUGGAAGCCUUGCUGGAAAGGCUGCGCCCUGAGCGGAUGAAUGUGGUGCUUGUGGAUGGGUCCAACUCCGAGUACUGGCGCGAGCCGCCCGAUGAUGCCAGGCCACUGCCACACUAUGACGUCAACUACACGGCCAGGCCACUAGAGCUGAGCUUCCCAGAAUGGAAGCGCUGGUUGGCGCCUGAGGACCUUGAGAGGCUGCCUGUAUCGCUGGACCAGCGCCUCGCAGAGGUCAAGCCAACAGCUGCCCUGAACCUGCUGGUGCCAGGGGCUAUUGAAGGCCUCCCUCGGGUCUCGUUGACGCCCCGAGCAACGGCCGGUGCUGGCGUCCUGGGGGAGCUAUGGGGCCAAAGCCCGCGGAAGCUCGCGUCAAACUUGUCUCUCGCUGAGCUAUGGCAUCGCGAGGGCUGGAUUUUGCGGCACCCACGUCUGACUGCGCAGCUUUCCCUGAGAGGUGCCCAGCAUGAGGCCGACGCGACAGAUGUGGUGGCAUCCGAGAUUGGCCUUCGAAUGCUCAGCGAGCUGCUGUCCGCGCGCCUGGCGCACCUCGCGGAAACCGGCACCAGCUUCAAGGUGGCGGCAGGCCACGCGGGCUUCUCCUUGCGGCUCAGCAGCUUUGCCGAGAAGGCCACGGAGCACUUUGCACAGGUGCUGCAACAGCUUCUCCACCCUCAGGAGGAGGCGGCGGACGCGGCGCGGCGCCUGGAGCGCUUGGCGCGGGAGCUGCAGCUGGAGCUGGAGGACCACAGCGAGGCGGCCAUCAACGUCGCGGUGCGCGAGCGCGAGGUGCUGCUGUCGCCGGGCUCGCCUGGAGUGGAUGAGUUAAUCCAAGCUCCAACUGAGCCCAAAUUCUGUGGCAAAGGAGGCCUUGGCUAUCGGAGACUCUUCUGA